Messenger RNA from Mustela erminea (ermine), 571 nucleotides. RefSeq names its product keratin-associated protein 26-1. Gene Ontology annotation, molecular function: structural molecule activity. The record is from RefSeq and is a predicted model, not a curated record. The transcript has a single exon. Gene Ontology annotation, cellular component: keratin filament. NCBI's taxonomy places the organism in Eukaryota, Metazoa, Chordata, Mammalia, Carnivora, Mustelidae. The coding region runs from base 20 to 571 and encodes 183 amino acids.
CUGCUUUUGAAGCCUCACUAUGUCUUGCCACAACUGCCCUGCGACCUACAGCUUGGGAUCCCUCAGAAAUCCCUGCCAUAUUCCUCUCAGCUCCUCCAUUGCCCUCUGCUCUCCAGGUGUGAGCUGUGGUGAUGUCCUCUGCUUGCCUAGUAACUGUCAAGACCAUCUCCGGCCUCUGGACAACUGUCAAGAGAGUUGCAGCGAACCAACUAACUGCCAGCCAGCCCACUGUGAACCCAGCAACUAUGAAACAUCCUGCUGCCCUCCUACUACGUACUAUGUGUCCAGACCCUGCCAAGGGACCACUUUUCUUCCUGCUGCUUCUUACAUCUCUGGUUCCUGCCUCCCCGUAUCCUGUAGACCUCUGAGCUAUGUGUCCAGCAGCAGCCGACCCCUGAGCCUCCUCACUUACGGAUGCCGCCCCUUGGGUUGUUUGCCCUGUGGUCCUCAACCACUGAGUAUGGUGCCUAGUAGCCUCAGACCUCUGCGUCCUGUCUUCACUGGAUGCCAGCCUCUGAGCCAUGUGUUCAGUACGUGCCCUGGAUCUUGCUCUGCGCUGGGAGGCCGGUAG